Sclerotinia borealis F-4128 is the source of this 1887-nucleotide messenger RNA. NCBI's taxonomy places the organism in Eukaryota, Fungi, Ascomycota, Leotiomycetes, Helotiales, Sclerotiniaceae. The record is from the annotation of a GenBank genome assembly.
AUGUCGAACUCAUUUGCGCCUUUAGAUCCGGUGUCGAAUGGACCAAGUAGCAAAAAGAGGGUUGCAUACUUCUACGACUCAGAUGUCGGAAACUAUGCCUAUGUUGCAGGUCAUCCUAUGAAGCCUCAUAGGAUACGUCUGGCACAUAGUUUGAUCAUGAACUAUGGAGUUUACCAGAAGAUGGAAAUUUACCGAGCGAAACCAGCAACCCGACACGAAAUGACUCAAUUCCAUACCGAUGAAUACAUUGACUUUCUUCAGAAAGUUACCCCCGAUAACAUGGACACCUUCUCAAAGGAACAGGGAAAAUACAACGUCGGAGAUGAUUGUCCGGUAUUUGAUGGAUUGUUCGAAUUCUGCGGAAUCAGUGCUGGAGGUAGUAUGGAGGGUGCAGCCCGCCUAAAUCGUGGAAAAUGCGAUAUUGCAAUUAAUUGGGCUGGAGGACUACAUCAUGCAAAGAAAAGUGAAGCAAGCGGCUUCUGUUAUGUCAAUGACAUUGUUCUCGGCAUAAUCGAGCUCUUGCGCUUCAAAAAGCGAGUCCUCUACAUUGAUAUCGAUGUCCAUCACGGUGAUGGUGUCGAGGAAGCUUUCUAUACGACUGAUAGAGUGAUGACAGUUUCGUUCCACAAGUAUGGCGAAUAUUUUCCAGGAACUGGUGAACUACGAGAUAUUGGUGUUGGACCAGGCAAAAAUUACGCAGUCAAUUUCCCACUUCGUGACGGUAUCGACGAUGUUACGUAUAAAUCCAUCUUCGAACCUGUUAUUCAGAGUGUUAUGGAUUAUUAUCAGCCAGAAGCUAUCGUUCUUCAAUGUGGUGGAGACAGUCUCUCCGGUGAUCGCCUGGGAUGUUUCAAUCUGAGCAUGAGAGGUCACGCAAAUUGUGUUCAGUUUGUCAAAAGCUUCAACAAGCCCACUUUAGUGCUUGGAGGAGGUGGGUAUACCAUGCGUAAUGUCGCGCGAACUUGGGCAUUCGAGACUGGUGUAUUAGUUGGCAAGGAAAUGGACCCUGUACUCCCUUACAAUGAGUACUACGAGUAUUACGGCCCUGAUUAUGAACUUGAUGUUCGAGCCUCUAACAUGGAGAAUGCCAACUCAAAAGAUUAUCUGGAGAAGAUAAAAAUCCAAGUCAUCGAAAAUCUGAAGAGAACUGCUCAUGCCCCGUCUGUACAGAUGCAGGAUGUUCCCCGUACUACUUUAGCUGGGACAACCGAUGAGGAUGAGGAUAUCAUGGCUGAUGCUGAUGACGACGAAAACAUGGAUGUUCGUCAUACUGAGCACCGAAACGAUAAGCAUGUAGCCCGGGACGAUGAGUUUGAUGAAGGUGAUGAAGAGGAAGCAAACCUUGCAAAUGGAGCUUUUGCUCAGAACGGCCAAGCAAAGCAGCGCAAUCACACCUACUCGGAUGUCGAAAUGGACAGUGGUGUAGCGACUCCUGAAGCUGAAGUUCACAAUGAGAUCGAAGAUGCACCAACAGCGGUCACCGAAGCGAAUGCGCAAGUAAAUGCAGAGCUCAUGGAGCAGAAGACUCAAGACGCAACCCCUACCGAAACCCUUGAAGUCGGUCCAUCGAAUGCUCCAUCUCGCUCAGACUCGCCUAAACCAAUUGUUGAUGACGAAGGUGAUGUUGAUAUGGCUGAGCCGCCCGAGGCCGCGACCGUAGUAUGGGACUUGAAGCCAUCUGAAAAAUUAUCAGCGUCUCCAACAGCCUCGGUCAAAGACAAUAUUAUUGCCAACGUUGAGGCAGCCGCCAGUAACGCUGAAAUCAUGCCCGAGACGGCCGCUCUGCAAGCAGAGCCUGUGGUGAAGCAAGAAGGCGAGAGUGGACGACAAGAUACCGAUGUGAUCGCAGAGGCAAGUGAGGAGAUUACCGAGCAAGUUCAGUCAUGA